Messenger RNA from Aspergillus thermomutatus, 1497 nucleotides. RefSeq lists its product as uncharacterized. The record is from RefSeq and is a predicted model, not a curated record. The transcript has a single exon. Bases 1 to 1497 code for a protein of 498 amino acids. Gene Ontology annotation, biological process: transmembrane transport. Lineage: Eukaryota; Fungi; Ascomycota; Eurotiomycetes; Eurotiales; Aspergillaceae.
AUGAAUCGCUUCGUGAAUGUCCUGAGCAAGCCCGGGGCCAAGGCCGAGAUCCAAGGCGUGGCUCCCACUCAGUUCACUGAGAAAGACGGCCUGGCAAUAGAAAAGCCUAACACCACUGGCUACGCACCGAAAAGCAAACCCAGAAUGCUAGAUCGGUCGCUGGAUUUCAUCGUUCGGAUGUCUGGCUCGGAGCCAGUCUUCUUCUUCAUCCUCGCGGCCCUUCUCGCCUGGGCCUUGCUGGGGAUAAAGUACGGGACCACAAACCUCUGGCAAGUCCUGAUCUCGGACGUCCAGGCAAUCGUCAGCUACGUCUUUGACUCCUUCCUUGUCAGACAGCAGCUCAAUGCAUAUGAUGAAGAAAUGACCGUGGCCGCCGAGUUGCAGUCCCGCAUCCUCAGUCACCGCAGGAUGCUGGCCAAGUUGGACCUGGAAACAGACAAGAAAGAUCCCGAGAAGCAGGCCCGAUUGACGAGGAUUGUAGCUCAGUACCAGAACGCUCCCGAAUUCAGCGCAGAGCUCCCCGCUGAAACCCAGUUCGGACGGACCAUCACUUGGUUCUCUCAUGUAUUUGGUCAUAUCGGCACAGUCACCGUAUACUGGAUCGGCGUCUUCGUUUGGAUUGGGCUCGGACAUCUGGACGGAUACAGCGACAAGUGGCAGCUGUACAUGAACUCGGCGUCCUCGGCAUUGAUGGUGUUUGUCUUUGCAUUCCUGGCUAACAUCCGCGAGCGACACUCUGCCUACACCCUUAGUUGUCUGAACGCAAUCUUCAAGGUCGACUCAACGCUCGAAUUUCGCCUCCGGCUCCUCACCGGCGAUAACAUUGACAACGAUGUGGUCAUUAUCCCAGCGCCCAGGGUUAGCAUCGUUCAACGUGUGAUCUUCUACUACACGGAUCUCGUCGGGACUCUGGUGGGCAUUACCAUCCUGCUCGUCAUGAUGAUCGUGUGGGUGGCGAUCGGACCUCUCCUGCACUUCAACUCAAACUGGUGGCUCAUCAUUGGCACUUACGCUGGUCUCAUCGGUAUGAAUGACGGUUUUGUUCUCCGAAAUCUGCAAGCUCGCCUUCGAGGUUAUGCCGAUCUGGAGUUCGAAAAGGUCGAAGCCGAAGACGACAAACUCUUUGAGAGUAUCGGCCAACCCAUACCGGUCAAAGAGGUCACUGAGAACAGAAAUCUCACACAACGCGUAUCCGAUGCAAUGAAUCGGGUUUGUGCGCAUGAGAUCACCGUCGUGGCCGGCUUCCUUACCAUUCUGGGCCUUGUUGCUGGAGCAAGCGCAAUGAAAUGGACGCUGACGGGCCAAUUGCUGUGCAACGUUCCACCGAGUUUGAUCGAGUCAUUCUUCAUGAUCAUUUUGAUCACAGGUCACAACUCGGCUGACGAUCGUAACCGACUGGACCUGCAGAAUCUCUAUGAGAGGCGUCUGAGUUUUCUGGCUUUCGUCAACGGUGUACAGACGCUUCGAGACGAGUCGAAUGACUCACAGAAGCACUAA